Molecule: messenger RNA, 522 nt
Organism: Nicotiana tabacum (common tobacco)
Lineage: Eukaryota; Viridiplantae; Streptophyta; Magnoliopsida; Solanales; Solanaceae
Product: MADS-box protein 04g005320
Biological process (GO): positive regulation of transcription by RNA polymerase II
Cellular component (GO): nucleus
Molecular function (GO): RNA polymerase II transcription regulatory region sequence-specific DNA binding; DNA-binding transcription factor activity; protein dimerization activity
Source: RefSeq, a predicted model, not a curated record
AUGGGAAGAGGGAAAGUAGAACUGAAGAGAAUUGAGAAUAAAAUAAAUAGACAAGUGACUUUUGCAAAGAGAAGAAAUGGAUUGCUCAAGAAAGCUUAUGAACUUUCUGUUCUUUGUGAUGCUGAAGUUGCUCUUAUCAUUUUCUCUACUCGUGGCAAACUCUAUGAAUUCUGCAGCAGCUCAAGUAUGUCCAAGACAGUGGAGAAAUACCACAAAUAUAAUUAUGCUGCAGUGGAAGGAAGCCAACCUUCAACAGAUUCACAGAACACGUACCAGGAGUAUUUGAAACUUAAAACAAGAGUGGAAGUGUUACAACAAUCUCAAAGGCAUAUUCUUGGAGAAGAUUUGGGACAAUUGAACACAAAAGAUCUGGAACAGCUUGAACGACAAGUGGAUUCAUCAUUGAGGCAAAUAAGGUCAACUAGGACACAACACAUGAUUGAUGAGCUUACUGAACUUCAACAAAAGGAAGAAUCUCUUACUGAAAUGAACAAAUCUUUGAGGAUGAAGGUAACAAUAUAA